AUGGUGGUUGCCCUAACCCAGAAAUUCCAAGUGGAUGUGACUGGGGGGACACUGACUGGAAGGGCUCGCGGCAGUGGUCGUCGGGCUGCUCUGGGCAUCCUGGACGCCUGGAUGGGGUGGGGCGACCUGGGGGUGUACGGGGAGCCUUCCCGAGAGACUCCAAAUUUGGACCGGAUGGCUGCGGAAGGAAUGCUCUUCCCCAACUUCUAUUCUGCCAACCCUCUCUGUUCACCAUCCAGGGCAGCCCUGCUCACAGGACGGCUGCCCAUCCGCAAUGGCUUCUACACCACCAACGCACAUGCCAGAAACGCGUACACACCGCAGGACGUGGUGGGGGGCAUCCCCAGCUCGGAGCGCCUGCUGCCUGAGCUCCUGAAGGAGGCCGGCUACACCAGCAAGAUCGUGGGCAAGUGGCACUUGGGCCACAGGCCUCAGUUCCACCCCCUGAAGCACGGAUUUGAUGAGUGGUUUGGCUCCCCCAACUGCCACUUUGGGCCUUAUGACAACAAGGCUCGGCCCAACAUCCCUGUGUACCGGGACUGGGAGAUGGUCGGCAGAUUUUAUGAAGAAUUCCCCAUUAAUCUGAAGACUGGGGAAGCCAAUCUCACUCAGAUCUACUUAGAGGAAGCCCUGGAUUUCAUCAGAACACAGCAGGCAAAGCAGCGCCCCUUCUUCCUCUACUGGGCCAUCGAUGCCACACACGCCCCUGUCUACGCGUCCAGACCUUUCUUGGGCACCAGCCAGCGAGGGCUGUAUGGCGAUGCUGUGCGGGAAAUCGAUGACAGCGUUGGGAAGAUACUGAGUCUCCUGAGGCGCCUGGGCAUGGAGCGGGACACGUUCGUCUUCUUCACAUCCGACAAUGGCGCUGCCCUCAUCUCUGCACCCAAGGAAGGCGGCAGCAACGGCCCCUUCCUGUGUGGGAAGCAGACCACAUUUGAAGGUGGCAUGCGGGAGCCGGCGAUUGCGUGGUGGCCAGGGCACAUCGCUGCAGGCCAGGUGAGCCACCAGCUGGGCAGCAUCAUGGACCUCUUCACCACCAGCCUGUCCCUCGCAAGCCUGCAGCCGCCCAGCGACAGGGCAGUGGACGGCCUGGACCUCCUCCCCACGCUCCUGCAGGGCCAACUGACGGACAGGCCAAUAUUCUAUUACCGUGGAAACACGCUGAUGGCCAUCACCCUUGGCCAGUACAAGGCCCACUUCUGGACUUGGACCAACUCCUGGGAGGAGUUCCGACAGGUAUGGGGGCCGCCCGGGGUGAGACGUCUCCUGCUGUGCCUCAGCCUGGGCGAUCACCUUCACUGA
Molecule: messenger RNA, 1302 nt
Organism: Dipodomys ordii (Ord's kangaroo rat)
Lineage: Eukaryota; Metazoa; Chordata; Mammalia; Rodentia; Heteromyidae
Gene: Galns
Product: galactosamine (N-acetyl)-6-sulfatase
Exons: 11
Coding region: 1-1302 (433 amino acids)
Molecular function (GO): arylsulfatase activity
Source: RefSeq, a predicted model, not a curated record